Messenger RNA from Danio aesculapii, 1267 nucleotides. RefSeq names its product B-cell translocation gene 3 (gene btg3). Lineage: Eukaryota; Metazoa; Chordata; Actinopteri; Cypriniformes; Danionidae. The coding region runs from base 130 to 855 and encodes 241 amino acids. Gene Ontology annotation, cellular component: cytoplasm; nucleus. The transcript has 5 exons. Gene Ontology annotation, biological process: negative regulation of mitotic cell cycle; negative regulation of cell population proliferation. The record is from RefSeq and is a predicted model, not a curated record.
CCCACAUAGUCGCGCGGGGGAGCUGGUGUGGAAGUGUCUUGUGCGCGAGGCAGCAGGAGUUUUCCACAUGUGGAUGAAAAGAAAACACGUCACAGAAGUUGGACCUGAAUUUCAGCUCAACAGCUAACAAUGAAGAAAGAAAUUGCAGCGGUGGUGUUUUUCCUGAAGCGGUUGAUAAAGAAGGCUGAGAAGUUGGAUGCGGACAAGGUGGACCUGUUUGUGGAGCGGUUAACAGUAGCAUUACAGGAGAAGUAUAAAGGUCACUGGUAUCCGGACAACCCCAGCAAAGGCCAGGCAUUCAGGUGCAUCAGAGUCAACCGCUUCCAGAAAGAAGAUGCUGAGUUGCUGAGAGCUUGCGCUGAAAGUGGAGUUCAGUAUAAAGACCUUGGCCUGCCUAAAGAGCUCACGCUUUGGGUUGAUCCUGGAGAGGUGUGCUGUAGGUAUGGCGAGAAGAAUCAUGGUUUCACAGUGGCCACUUUCUCAAGCGAGGACGAUGAUGAUAAAGAGGAUGUGACAAAGAAAGUGACGAGCGCCGUGGAGCGGGUCACGUCGGAUUACCACUCUGGAUCCUCCUCAGAUGAAGACAUCAGCUUUAGGGAGAUCCAGUACACUCCACCUCUUCACAACCAGCCUCCUUACCAGGUUGUUUAUGCCAGUGCCCCAGGAUGGAAUCCAGUACCAAGAAAGAAAUUUGGCCCAGGGAAAGGGCACUACCCUCAGCGGCCGCACUACAUGAUCCGCCCUCCCUGCAGACCCAACCAUUCCUUUAAAGCACACAGCUGGGUCCAGCAGGGCUACCGCAGUAAACCCGGCUACUGGGCCAGCAAUUCAAACUUACUACACCAGCUUCAGUGACCACUCUUACUACAGCAUGUUAGUUCAUCGGUGUUAGUGUGAGGGGUGUUGCGUUAGAAAGUGUUUUUUUGAAGUUACCACUAAGACGACUGACCAAAUUUUUUAAGAAACGUAUUUUUGUAGUUCUACUGUCACUGUUUUUUGAAUUUGUGACUCAUCUAUUUUUUAAAGGAACGAUAACCGUAACUGUUUGCACUUUAGAAUACUUGUAAUAGAGCGUGUAUUCGUACAUAUUGGAUUAGAAGUAUUUAGAGUAUUUGAAUUUUUAUGGUAAUGGAAAUGUGUGCUGUAUUUGUUAUAUGGGAUCAUUUGAUAACACUUUACAUCAUGUUUUAUUUAUUCACAGUAAACUAUUAUGUAUUGCAUAGACCACUUAAAUUAUGAAUAACAUUAAAAAGACAUUUUCAUGAAA